AUGGGGACAUUUUAUCAGCUUAGAAGGUUAAAAUUUGGUUGCGAUUCCAGAACUCCGUCUUCCGCUAACUUUGACGAAGAAACUGUUUUGCUUAAAGGAAUAACGAGAAUUGGUCGGAAUCCAGAUGCUGUUGACGUUGUUCUUAACUCAACGGUUCACGGUAAUAUGAUUUCGAGGUUGCACUCAAUAAUUGAGCUGAAGCAAGAUAAAGGACAGCAGAAGUAUGUGCUGAUUGAUAAAUCACUCAAUGGUACAUAUAUCAACGACUUUAGGGCAAAGGGAGCAACGGAUUUGAAGGUUGGAGAUAUUAUAAAAUUUGGCCAUGUAAAUGGAGCAGCAAUUAAACCAGGAUGUCAUGGACCGCAGCACAGUGCUGAAUUUACUUUUAUUGCUUUUGCCGCUGCUGUUGUGGUUACCGCUAUCGCGACGCCGACACCGCCGCGGCGGGUGAUAUGCGUUUGCGGUUUGCGACAGCUCGUUAAGCUCGUAUCUCCGCAAGUGUACCUCACUGUUAACAUCCUUAUUGGCUGUUCUCGCUGGGAUUAA
Molecule: messenger RNA, 546 nt
Organism: Enterobius vermicularis (human pinworm)
Lineage: Eukaryota; Metazoa; Nematoda; Chromadorea; Rhabditida; Oxyuridae
Source: the annotation of a GenBank genome assembly